This is a messenger RNA of Triticum aestivum (bread wheat), 1655 nucleotides long. Its product is annotated as BTB/POZ and MATH domain-containing protein 1. The record is from RefSeq and is a predicted model, not a curated record. NCBI's taxonomy places the organism in Eukaryota, Viridiplantae, Streptophyta, Magnoliopsida, Poales, Poaceae. Gene Ontology annotation, molecular function: protein binding. Gene Ontology annotation, biological process: protein ubiquitination. The transcript is spliced from 2 exons. Bases 560 to 1495 code for a protein of 311 amino acids.
CUGCACUGUCUCCUUCGGUCGACUCGUCUCUACUCGCCGCCGGCAGUCUUCUUUUUCCUCGUCGCCCCCCGGGAUUCACCCUCGCUCCCUCUCCUUGCCGCGCGGGCGACCUCACCGCCGCCGCUCCCUACUAGACAAGGCAGGUGCGGCUUGCCUGGCCCCCCAAAUCCGGCCGCAACCUCUCCGGAUUGAUCCUCUUACCGGACGCCGGGAGAUCAGCCGUUGUCCUCGUCAUCUCCUCCGCCGGCACGGCUCGCAGAAUUAGUCUUCAACUGUACUAGUCUGGGCCCAAAUCCGACCGCCGGGAGACCAACCAAUCGACCUCAGCCCAGCCGUGGCCCUCGUCGUCUCCUGUGCCGGCAAAACUCGCAGGCAAAGCCGCGACCAGCAGCACGUCCACGGCGGGGCACGGUGAGCGGAGCCGUCAGGUACCUCCUCCAUUAGGCGGACUAGUCAGCCUAGCCCCUGUAUCAGCCGUACUAAUUCAGUGUAUCCGACUUCAGAAACUUUCCAUCUCAAGGCUCAAGCAAAGAACAAGCUUCAGCUGCGGCCACUCUCCAUGGAAAAUGCCUGCACGAACCUCAACCAAGUCGUGCGCUCGGUGCGGCUGCUCAAGAUCGACGGGUUUAGCUUGACCGUGAGCCUGAGCUCUGAAUAUCGCUUCACAUCGAGAUGGAAUGUCGAUGGGUAUGAUUUGGAACUUGGUAUCUAUCCUGCAGCCAAACCCUUAUAUCCAGAUGGCAACAAGUUGAGACUUAUGUUUCUCAGUAAAGCCCGCACAGAGUGUGGUGUCCCAGUGAGCCUAGCCUGUCAGCUGGUAGAUCCGAGUGGGGAGCUCGAACCAUUUAAAGAGGACAGUGUGUCGGAGACCUUCUUUGCACCCCACUACUUCAAAGAACUCUUCUUCGUGAAUAGGAAGUCCAUACCAUCUGCUUAUCUCCGGGACGAUUCUUUGACUCUGCGAUGUGCCAUCACAAUGCUCAAGGAAUUACCAGUGCAAACCAUCCCAGCUGAAGAGGUGAUCACUGUACCAUCCACCAAUUUGCACCGGCACCUCGGCGAGCUCCUGGAGAGCGAGACGGGAGCCGAUGUCACCUUUCUCGUGUGCGACGAGUCGUUUGCUGCACACAAGGACAUACUUGCCGCGAGGUCUCCGGUUUUCAAGGCCCAGUUCUUUGGAGAGAUGAAGGGGAAGUGCUCGCAACGUGUGGAGGUGAAGGACAUGGAGGUGGCAGCAUUCAGGGCCAUGCUGCACUUCAUCUACACCGACACGGUGCCCGAGCUUGAUCAACCGCUCGAGGUGGUGGCGACGCUCGCUCAGCAUCUGCUUGCGGCUGCUGACUGGUACGGUCUUGAUAGGCUCAAGCUGAUUUGUGAAGUAAAGCUCUCUGGUGGCAUCACUGUCGACACCGCAGCGACAACUCUUGCUUUGGCGGAGCAGCACAAUUGCUUGAAGCUCAAGGCCAAAUGUGUCGAGUUCAUCGCACUGUUUUAAAUAGCCCGCUAUAGCUUCGCUAUAGCACGCUAUAGCAUUUACAAAAGGUCUUGCGCUAAGAGACUUUGGUUUAAACUGCUAAAUGAGAUUACGGAGUAUUAUACCUAUAUAUAUAACGUAAAUUUGUAGUACGAUAUGCGUCAGCUCAGGAAAUCUAUUU